Rasamsonia emersonii CBS 393.64 is the source of this 1035-nucleotide messenger RNA. RefSeq lists its product as uncharacterized. The coding region runs from base 1 to 1035 and encodes 344 amino acids. Lineage: Eukaryota; Fungi; Ascomycota; Eurotiomycetes; Eurotiales; Trichocomaceae. The record is from RefSeq and is a predicted model, not a curated record. The transcript has 7 exons.
AUGGAUUGUAUACCCCUGCCCGAAGAAAGAAGAGAAGAAUCGAUUAACAGAAAGGAUCAGGAUCAAAAACAUGAAGAAAAGAAAAAAAAUGCAAGGAUGAUUGAUAAUCGCCAGAUGAAAAAUCUGGCUGUGCUGGCAAGUCCUAGAGUCCCAGCUGCUACGUAUGAGUUCGUAACCGCCUUCCGACGGAAGGACGCGGGCUGCAGCUACUACCGCCGCGGCGCAGAACAGCGAAAUGCACCAGCUGACGGUGCAGAAGAACCAGGAUUGGUCGAGGUUCCAUCCCACGAAGAAGCGUUCGUCGUUGUCGAAAAGCAUGAUGAUCAGGCUCAGGAUCCCCCAUCCAGACUCUCGCAGUUGUUUCCCUCCAGACAGGAUGACAAUGUAGGCGACAAUGGCAAUGCCCUCCAAAACGACGGCAAAGGACAUCAGGAAGCCGACGCUGCGCCACAUGGAGCAGAAGUAUCGAUCUUCGCCAUGGCAGUCCUCAUAUUGCGGAAACGGGUCGCACGUGUCGGUCAGAGACGAGCAGCGGCGAUGGAGACCCAAGCCCUCAACACGGUAUACCUCGUCAUUGGAGUGGCUGACCUUUUCACUGUGAUAGCUGACCCAUCUUGGGAUGGCGAUGGAUGCGACACAACGGGAACAGCAAACUCGACAGAACGCACCGAUCAGAAAGAGAAAGAGGGUUCCAGUGUAGACGAUGGUCUUGGUGAGAAUCCCGGUGUAGUUCCUCCCAGUGCCUCCCGGCACCAGGUCAAAGUCCAUCUCGGCGAUAGGGGACACUUCUGUCCUGAACGAGAAGCGAAGGAUGGCAGGCAACCAGUCUGCGUGCUGGUCGACGCCGUAGAGAAGAAGAGGCUGGUGCAUAUCUAUCAGGCUUCUGGACUAAGACUUGCCCGCGAUAAGCAAGGGAGGCGGAUGACGGUAGUCACGAUACGGGUUAUCACGGCGGGGUUGACUGAUAAAGCAGCCGCUUCAGACUGUUUGAUAUGGCCAAGGGUCAACAAGGCGAGAGUUAUGGAAAUGAAGUGA